Molecule: messenger RNA, 543 nt
Organism: Adineta ricciae
Lineage: Eukaryota; Metazoa; Rotifera; Eurotatoria; Adinetida; Adinetidae
Source: the annotation of a GenBank genome assembly
AUGGCAAAGGCGAAUCUCUCGACAACAGCUCUUGUUAUGGCACCAACAGCGAUUGAAGCUCGAGCUGGUCUUAAUCUACAGCGGCGAAAGGCAAUGCCGGCUCUUCCUGUCUCAAUCGAUUUCUACAUUUCUCGGUGUUAUAAGAUGGCUCUGAACGGUGAACGUUUUCUUCUCGCCGAUCACCUUGGUUUCAAGCCUACUAAGAUAACAACUGAUUUUGAAUCGGCACUCAUCAAUGUCAUCAAAGCAGAAGUGAUUCUGCUCUUAUCUGAUCCUCCAGAAAGCUGGAACAAUCGUUUCAACAAGCGUAUGAACAAAACUCAUCCGAACAUGUGGGCAUUCAUCGCUUGUUUACAAGCUGAAGAAGUCAUCUUUCGACAAGUAUUUCUUAAGUUCAAGGCAGGUGCACAAAAGAAAAUAAUGCUGAAUACAUUGACGAUGCAGAAACACAUCGACAAUCUGAACACUCGCUUCAACAAUAAUGAGAUCGAUCGUGUCGAGCUUCUCGACGGACUCUCAUUAUUAGCGGCCUCAAAGAAAUAA